GUGAGGGAGGAGGUUUGUAACAGGUCUGCCGUGGUGUCUGCAGCACCUUUAGCAUACUAAUCUUCACCACAGAUAAGAGUAAAAACAAACCCAACCCAAACUAAACCCGUUUAGCGUGAGAAAGUACUAGCCCCUUUGCAAGCUGUUUUUAUUGCCUGCCUGCCGGGGUCGGCUGUUACUUGUCUCUGCCCCAGCACGGGAAAAAGUGGUUCUGGGCAGGCCGCGCUCUCGAAGAAGGAGUCUGGACUCUUGCUUUUCGGUCUUCAGUUGAGUUUAUUGUUUCUUAUCUACAAAGUUUUUCUGUCUGUCCAGCCGAGGUCUGAUCAGCAAGACAGCCAAGGGCACUCUCCCCCACCCACGGGGCGGUUGUCUCUUUUAUAGUGAAAACUACGUAUUAGAUAUUUACCUUUAAUUUCCAAUACUUUCUGCCCUUGUUGGCAAGUGCACUUUCUCUAUGGACCAAUCCACACAUGCCAACAUCAUCCUGGACAUGGAUGCCAAGGAGAAGAAAGAAGAAGGACAGGGCACGCCCAAAUUCCUCCAUCUUAGAACCCUUGACCCCUAUGUACAGAAUUUCAAACCCCCCUGUACAACAUACAAAACCCCCCUGUACAGUGCUCUAAAUUUUUUUCCUUCACCCUGUGAUUGCUACUACUAUGCUACUUAAACUUUUGUGGCCUGUAAUUCUUUGUAUAAGGUUGGCAAUUUGCUCUAUGAAUUAAGAUUGAAUUUUCAGAUGUCUUUGGCUUCCUGCCAGGGUCUCCGAGCCCCUGCCAGGGCUUUGAGACAUCCAGGGCAUCCAGAGAGAUGCUCUGGGUUCCAACACCUGCCCUGAAAUGCGCAUGAUUUGUCUCUUUCCCUGACCAUCAGAUGCAAUGAAUCUGGUAAACAAAUGGAUCCACGAGGAUGCUCUGAGGCUGUAGCAUCCCUCCCAUAGAGAUGGGCUGAGAGAGUUGUGGUUGUUCAGCCUGGAGAUGAGAAGUUCUGUGGAGCCUUUAGAGCCCCUUCCAGCGCCUCAAGGGACUCAGAGCUGGAGAUGGACUUUGGACAAGGGGAAUGGCUUCAAACUCACAGAGGGCAGGGUUAGAUUGGGUGUUUGGAAGAAAUUCUUCUGUGGGAGAGUGGUGAGGCCCUUCCAUAGGCUGUCCAGAGAAGCUGUGGCUGCCCCAUCCCUGGAAAUGCUCAAGGCCGGGUUGGACAGGGCUUGGAGCAGCCUGAAGGUGUCCCUGCUCAUGGCAGAGGGGUUGAAUGAGAUGGUCUUCAUGGUUCCUUACCACCAAAAUGCUUCUGUGAUUUAGGCAGUUGGGGCUUGCAGGUGUUUUGAGGGAUGUUUUCUCCUUUUUGUUGCUGAGUAUCAGGUACCUGGUUGAACAGCUGCACCAAAGGGGUAGUGUAGAGUAAAGCAAGGAAAAGGUUUACUGGCAUUUAGGGAUGGGAAAACAGGGCUGGAGGGAAGAGGGAGAACAGAAAAGAGAUAAUCAGCAUCAGCUGAAGGACGGUAUCUGGAGGGUGUCUGCAUUUACCAGCCCUGCUGCCAGCCUGGAGGUGGGUGUUAUUGUUUUAUUUUUAGCUGUAAUAUGGACAGCCAGAUACCCAUUAAAAUCCCAUUACAGUGAGCACACAACUGGGAUCUCAACAGUGAAGUAAUGACUGAGCAACUCUGAUGUAUGUAAGAGUUGUUAUUUGUAUUGCUUAUUUUCAUCCUUGUUUGACAAACACCACGCAAGACAUCUCUGAUACUCAUAAAUACAUCAGAAACUAAAUGUUUAUAUCAGUUGGGUGAUAGCAUCAGGUGAUUUGUGCUAACUCUAUCCUGUUCCAUGGUGGUUCAAGUACAUGAGAGCCUCUGCUCACCAGUUUACUUCAGGAUAUUAAAAUGCUUUUAGACUUUUCUUUUACAGAAGUUGGAAUUUAAUAAAAAUAAAUGUUUGAUUAUAUUACUAAAUAGUAAGGAAAAAAAAAACCCCUUCCUUUUAGCAGAUAUUUGGAUUAAAGGUCCCAUUCUCCUUUUCCUGCCUCCUUCUGUGCUCAGGCCAUUAAUUCAGUGACUUCUCAGCAGAAGUGCUGCUCUGUCUAUGGCAAAGUUUAGCAAAUAAUGACCAAGGGGUACCAACACUCAGGGUGAACCACAGCCAGGGUUUGGCCACCUGUUCCACACAGAUCCUGCACGCUGCAGGCAAAUUACACUGAUGAAUUCUUCCCCAAAAGUGCUUGUUUGAAAAAGCCUUGGAGACAGGGAUCCCCAGCGAUCUCCUGUGCAGAAACAGUUGAAGUGCAGCCACAGCUGAGGGCAGAAGGAGCCUGUUCUGAAUGCUAAUGUGAGCAGUGAAAGAAAGGCAGCUCCAAGUAUCAGUAACUGAGUACUUUCCGGGCAGGUGUGGGCAUUGCUUGACAGCUUUUUUGCCUCUGUUCCCCAUGAAUGAAAUAGAGGAUUAUCCAUUCUUUGAAAACCUUGUUAGUUAAGUGUUGGGAGGCUUCCAGCAGGUAAUAAUGAAAAAUGCAAUCCAAAAGAACACCAACAAAUACUAAUGAAACAAAAAAGCCCCAAGGCUUACCCGAGUGCUCUAGUUUCACUACAACAGGCAUUGGGAGACUCGUGCUGCUUGGUAAAGCACAAGACUGGUAUUGGUGAAUUUUGGAGAAUUUGGGGGUAUGAAUUAUAGAAUCCUAGAGUGUUUUGGGUUGAAUGGAACCUUAAAGAUCACCUCGUUCCAUCCCCUCUGCCAUGGACAGGGACAUUUUCCACUAGACCUCCCUAUGAAUAUGAAGAAGUAUUUGAGUUCACUUAGCUAAAAAUCAAAACUAGUAAUUCCUGUUAUCAGCUCAUUGAUGCUGUAAUUUGGUUGAGUUUCUGCACUGUAAGGAACAUGUGGGCACAUGUCCUUUGCACUGAGCUGAUGGAUUCUUCAUAAGUGCUGCUUUAAGUUACUGGAUUAAAAAAAAAAAUGCAGCUAGAGGAAGAGGGGGAAAUAUCUUAAUUAAAGAAAAAAUGGUAAGUAGGUUUUUUUUUCCCCUUCCUUUUUAUAAAUAUGGUUUGAAACCAGAAUGAACAACUAUGGUAAGUUUAAAUUUCUGCUGAUAAAAUACUAAUGCAGCCCAUUUUACUCUAGCAGUGUCCACAGCUACUUACUAUGCAUUUUUGGUUUCACAGACUGUAUUUUUUCUGCUCAGCUGUGUGGGCAAUGAGUCACAUCAUUUAGGGUGGCAUUGCAUUGGAGUGGCAUAGUGCUCAGCUUUUAACUUCUUUACAGGGAGUAAAUUUUCCAUAGUCCUUUAAAUGCUUUUUAAUUUAAAGAUUAUACUCACUCUUUCCUGCUUAAAUAUCUUUCCUUAAUAAGACUUAAUGAUUCUUUCCAACUGGAUUCCUAAAUUAACAUCUGCAUUAUCAUGUAUCUAUUCCUAAACUUUACUGUGUCUCCUUUUCUCACUUCAAUACUCAGAUGUCAAACCAAGGCAGUCACAAGCUGAUCAUUUAGCCUGUGCCUUAGUGUUCCUGAGAGGGAGCAUAUCUGCCAUGUGUGACAGCUUGUUCUCAGCCAUCCCCAUCACUAAAUCUAAUAGUGGGAAAGAAAAUUCGUCUUGUUUGGUGGUUCUGAGGUCCUCUUCAUGGCACUGUGCUGAAGCAUGGAGGAUAACCCAGCCACCUGUCCUUAGAGGAUGGGAGAAAAGAAGGUCAGUGAGGAUCUGUGCUGUCCCCAUGGGUCCUGGCAAAGCAGUUCUGUCCCUGUGCUGCCAGCCCUGCUGCACCCAGGUAGCUGAGGCAUCUUGGCUGCUGUCACAAUGGGAAUAUCCCCAAAAGGUGUUUCUGAGCCCAGUGUGGGGCCCCAGGCUGGCACAAGGUCGAAACACAGUGGCCCAAGGGAGAUUGCACGGACAGUGUGAGCAUUUUAAAUCCUCAGUCAUAGAAUCACAGAAUGGUUUGGGUUGUGUGGAACCUUAAAGACUGUCUUGUUCCAACCCUGCCAUGGGCAGGGACACCUUCCACUAGACCAGGUUGCUCAGAGACCCCAACCUAGCCUUGAACACUUACAGGGAUGGGGCAGCCAGUUUCUCUGUGUAAUCUCUUCUGGGCCUUCCCACCCUCACAGGGAAGAAUUUCUUCCAAAUACCCAGUCUAACCCUGCCCUCUUGUCAGUGUGAAGCCGUUCCUCUUGUUCUGUCACUCUAUGCCCUUGUCCAAAAUCCCUCUCCAGCUCUGAUACAAUGCAGGUGUAACCUGGACGAGUCUGCUUGGAAAACAGCAAAGCUAUGACAAAGGUGCCAUGGGACGUUCACUUGGGAGCUGCAGGUAAGCUCAGGCUCUUGCCCCCAGGCCCUGCAUCCUUUCACAAUGGGGUGUCACUACUCAUAGAAUCAUAUUGUGGAAUCACAGAAUGGUUUCUGUUGGAAGAGACCUUACACAUUACGUUGUUCCAACCCUCCUGCCAUGGGUUGCCAACCCCCACCAGAUCACUAAUCCUCUUCAGCCCAAAAGAAAACUAAUCAGGGAGGGUGGGUACUGCCCAGCUUCAGUUACAGUGCUGGGUUGGCCUCACCCCACCUCUCCCGUGGGCCGCUCACUUAUCACCAUCUAUUGAUUCUUUAGCAAAUGACUAAUAGGUGAUGACAGACCUGAAUGCAUUGCGGAGCAAUGGACAAAAAAAAAAAGAAAAAAAAUCGGCUUGAUAAAUAGCAGCGAGUUUGUUUCUUAUUUAUAGUAGAUUAAAUGUACUAAAACUAAUUGUGCCACACCCCUGUUCCCCUGGCAGACAGAGAAAAGCAUGUUUCUCCAUGUUUCUGUCAGAAGCAUUGUCAUUGUGCAAUCACCUCCUUGACUGAGGGCACGCUUGAGUCUCCAGCAACUGAGAGUGGAAGAGGUGUGACUGCCUCUUGGAAAACUGGCUCCAUGUCUUCCCAGUGUGGUGAUGUGAAAAUAAUCCAUGGGUAAAAUGUGCAGCAGCCUGGGGGUCAUGGGAGAAGAGCUACAGUGCCCCUGAGCUUGGUGUUUGUGAGGCUGCACCUUGAAUCCUCUGUUCAGUUUAGGGCCACUCACAGCAAGAAAGAUUAACGUGCUGGAGUUUGUCCAGAGAGGAUCAACAGAGCUGGGGAAGGUCUGAAGCACAAGUCUGAUGAAACAGCACAAGUUACAGGAUGAAACAGCCUCAGGUUGUGCCAAGGGAUGUUUCAAUUGGAUAUUAGGAAAAAUUUAUUCACAGAAAGGACUUUCAAGCACUGGUACACAGACUGCCCAGGAACGUGGUGGUGUCACCAUCCCAGUAGUGUUUAAAAAAAUGCAUGGUUGUGGCACUUGGGGACAUGGUUUAGUGGUGGAAUUGGCAUUGUUAGUCUAAUUGUUGAAAUCAAUGAUCUUAGAGGCCUUUUCCAACCUAAAUGAUUUCAUAAUUCUGAGGACUUUAAUGCUCAGCUUAAGAUUUAGGCCAUGCAAGAACAUUUCAGAGCAAAGGAAACAUCUGAAUUCCUUCUUAGGAGCUGGACCAAGAUCCUUUCCAGAGGCAUGGGGACAGCAGCAGCCCUUGUGAUGAGACUGGGCUGCAAGGCAGUGAGGUUGGUUUCUUUCUCCUCUGCCUCUUUGUGCCAGGCUGGGCUUAGACUCCUGGUGAAGCAGUGCUUGUUUAAACUCUAAUAAUCAAUAAUGCAGUGUGUGGCCCCAGAGCAAAGUCAACAUGACAAAAUUACAGCUCCAAAACAGUGGAAGGCUACACAAAUGAGGUGACACGGCAAAAAGAGUUUCAAACUGGCUGUGGGUGAUGGCCUUAUCCUCCACGUAGAGGAAGAAAACCAUGGAAGUCUAUUUGGAGGAUUUGAGCUCUGGUGCGUCUGUUGGCAAGUAUAGUUGAGGUCUGUAGUCCUUGAAAAAGAAAUACUGAAAUGAUCUAUGGAGCCUGAAUUCCAGGCCAGCCAUGUGGGAGAUCCUCAGUGAGAAAUCAGUCUGACACUGAAAGGCCCAAAGUUUUAUACUGCUGGUAAGUGGUAGGAAUUCACAAGGGAAAAGAAGUGUCUCAACCCAAUAUGAAAAAUUCAAAAAGUAGACAGAAGUCCAAUUAACCAAGGAAACAAAGUAGAAAAAAAAUUGCAUGGAACUUAAGAAGAGGCUCAGACUUGGCAGAGAGAAGAUGUGGGAUCGGCUCACCAUAGAAGCUGCCAGUGUGCACCUUCCCAAAUGGGUUUGGGGAGGGUGCCCUGUGCAGGUGGCCCCAGGUCAGAGCAGGAAAGGACCCGCUUAUCUCCCAGUGUCUGCCAGCUGAGCCCCAGAACACAGGCUGGAGUGGGCAGGAGGACAUCAGCUGCUGCCAGAGCAUGAAGACACACUUGUCAUUGCCACUGGGAGGUAGCUGUUCUGCUUAACGCUGCUGCCAAGAUAUCCUGGGGCAGAAGGUGACAUGAGCAGUGUUGUCUCCAUUGCUGCCCAGCAGCCUAUGCAAUGACUCUGGGACUCAAUGUAGGAGGACAAGGGGUUGGCAAGAGGUUUCUGGGGGUGGGUCUUCACCUACAGUGGGGCAGGAGUGCAUGGUGUACUUACACACCUGAUCCAGCCUUGCAAACCUGUAAUGCAUCACGUGAGGUACUGGACAGCACUGGGCUUCACUGGCAGUACCACAGAACAGUCAGUACCUCAUGGCAAUAGGUGAGGUGGAGAAUAGGCUUUGAGCAGGACAUUUUCUUUGCAGGUAAAUGUCCCAGGUGCCUGAGUCCUCUGUGGCUCUGAACAAAGGGCCAGCUCAACUUAGGACAGCAUCCCAAAGGAUGGGGGGGAUGACCUGCAUCAUGGUGCUGUGCCAGCCAUGCUGGUUCCCACCCUUCUGUCAGGAGACCACGCUGGGUUUGGUCUCCCAUUCCACAGGUCUUUGGCUACACAAUGAGGAGAGGUUAUUGCCUUGGAAGAGGCAGGAGCGAGGCAGAGAACAUUUGCUCAGGGUCACCUGAGGCUCAGCUUGGUAUAAUGUGCAAAGACCAUCAAGCCCACAGGAUUCUUGUGUCAAGCCCACCUGAGCCGUGGAGCUUCCCACAUCAACCCACAUGCUGCUCCCUCCGUCUUCACCCACAAGACCCCCACCUGGCUUAUGGCAUCAGGUUACCCAAGGAAUGCAUACUUUUCCUGGAAAAACCAAGUGGUUUUUGCUGUUAGGUAGCUGGGAUUGGUCCCCAGCCAGAACGUAUGUCCUGGAGCUCAAAGAGCUGGAGCAGUUGCUCCUCCCAGAGAGAAGCCACAUUAGUGCAAGCUGUGAGUGAGUGGGGUGGGACACGCUACAAGGAAAUAUUGGAGAGCAGAGCAAACAGUGAGAGCUGGAGCAGAGGAGGACAAGCAGCAUGGCAGGGCUCCACGUCCGCUCCGUGCUGGUGACUGGGGCCAACCGAGGCAUCGGCCUGGGGCUCGUCCAGCAUUUCCUGAGGAUGCCAAACCCACCUCAGUGGAUCUUUGCAGGCUGUCGGGACCCCAAGGGACAGCGAGCACAGGAGCUACAGAAUUUGGCCUCCAAACAUCCCAGGCUGGUCAUUAUCGCUCUCGAAGUCACCGACCCCGCCAGCAUCAAGGCAGCUGCAGCCAAGGUUGGGGAGCACCUGGGGGGCUCUGGACUCAACCUCCUCAUCAACAACGCUGGAAUGGUCAAGCCUAAGAUGCUUGAAGCUGAAACAUCGGAGGAUAUGACUGAGACUUACACCACCAACACAGUUGGCCCCCUGCUGAUGGGCCAGGCAUUUCUGCCCUUGCUGAAGAAGGCUGCCCAGGGGAGCCCAGGCUCAGGGCUGAGCUGCAGCAAGGCUGCCAUCGUCAACAUGUCCAGCAUUGCAGGCUCCAUUGCUUCCUCCUUUGGUUGGGAGAUGAUGCAAGACACCUCGUACCGCUGCAGCAAGGCUGCUCUGAACAUGCUGAGCAAGUGCCAGUCCCUGGCCUACAAGGAGCACGGCAUCCUCUGCGUCGCUCUCCACCCUGGCUGGGUGCAAACUGACAUGGGCAGCUUUGAUGGACACACGCCCCCUGUGACCGUGGAUGACAGCGUGCAAGGGAUGCUGAAGGUCCUCUCCUCCCUCUCUGAGAAGGACACCGGUGCCUUCCUGGACUGGGAAGGGAAGGUUGUGCCCUGGUGAGACACCACUUCAGGAUCCUGGCACCAAGAGGUCCCUUUGGCACUGCUCCCACCUCCCCCACAUCCUCAAUAAACUCCUGCUGAGACCCCCA
Messenger RNA from Passer domesticus (house sparrow), 8179 nucleotides. RefSeq names its product C-signal-like. Bases 7309 to 8088 code for a protein of 259 amino acids. The transcript has 6 exons. Gene Ontology annotation, molecular function: oxidoreductase activity. The record is from RefSeq and is a predicted model, not a curated record. Lineage: Eukaryota; Metazoa; Chordata; Aves; Passeriformes; Passeridae. Gene Ontology annotation, cellular component: cytoplasm.